AGUUCUAGCAUCGUGGACAUUGGCCUUAAGAAAAUGUACACUAGUGUAACUUAACAUGAAGACGACGGGGCAUCUUAUUACAACUUUGAGAAUGUUGUCCAAAUUACAAUAUUUUUAGUAAGAUACAUUAUAUAUAUAAUUUAAGAGCUCCAUUAUAUUACUUAUUUUAUUACUCUAAUGCGUGCGUGUCUCACAAAUGAUUGUAUCAAGUUUCUUUCGACGUAAUUGUAAUAAAGUGGGUCAAAGACUCGACAAGCCAGGCAUUCUGAUGACUUAUAAUUAGACAAAAGAUUCUGACGUGACAUACACACAAAAAGAUUGUAUAUUAGGUUUCAUAAGGUGACUAAAAUUCGAGAUAGUAUUAUAUUAUAAUUAUUAUAUUAGUUUAAAUUAUUUUCGACGUCAUAGAUUUCAUCGAGAGAAAUUUCAUUACGUUAUUAUGUCUAGGUUACCGACGAUUCAGUUGUAACAGGACUAUCAAUCAUUGAAAUUGAUUAUCAAUCAUUGAAAUCAAUAUAUGUCUUAGAUGUGGAAUAAGCGCGGCAACCGUUGGUCUCAAAAUGUUGGCAGAGCAGAAAUUUUCGUAUUAUAUACUCGUGCAUAUACUCGAGAGGCAAUUGGAAUGUUCGGGAUGUUGUGCGACAAGAGGCCCCUCCGUUCGAGGCCUCCAUCCUCCAUCCUCCAUCUUCCACUCGACUAUAUAAAAGCUAGCCGCCGCUGAAGGUACGCUUUAGUUUUUCAGUCUUGCCUGCGGCGUCAAGAGCUGAAAAAGAAAUUGUUCUUCUCUCGUACUCGGCGAUUUUUAUCAAUCAUUAUGACGAAGGGAUAUCUUCUCGUCUUAUUGAUCUCGCUGGUGGCUUUGGUGGUCGCCGACGAAAAGUAUACCAGAAAAUACGACGACGUGAACGUGGAUAAGAUCCUCCAAAAUAAUCGUGUUCUCACUAGUUACAUUCGGUGCCUGAUGGACGAGGGACCUUGCACUGCCGAAGGUCGCGAGCUAAAAAAGACUCUGCCGGACGCUUUGUUGAGCGGUUGCGACAAAUGCAGCGAUAAACAGAAAGAUAUGGCGGAAAAAGUGAUAAAUCAUCUUAAAACAAAACGAUCGAGAGACUGGGAUCGUCUCGUCGCAAAGUACGAUCCCCAGAGCGAAUACAAAAAGCGCUACGAGAAAUCAUAAUUUCUCACAAGUAUUUUAAUGCUAUUUCUACAUUUUUACACGAGAAACAAGAAUCAUUAUACUAUAUAUAUAUAUAUCAUAAAAUAUACAGUAUCGUGAAAUGUGUUCAACAUUUAUACGGUCGAUAUUCGCGAACAAAUGCACAAUGAUGCAACCGAAUGGAAUUCAGUCGAUAUAAGAAAAAAAUUAAAUUUUACUUACUGAA
Molecule: messenger RNA, 1382 nt
Organism: Vollenhovia emeryi
Lineage: Eukaryota; Metazoa; Arthropoda; Insecta; Hymenoptera; Formicidae
Product: ejaculatory bulb-specific protein 3
Exons: 3
Coding region: 815-1177 (120 amino acids)
Source: RefSeq, a predicted model, not a curated record